GGGAUGUGGGUUAUGCAGCUGUGGAGGUAAGCUAGGCAAGUAAAUUUGUAGGUUGGUAGGGCAUGUGUAGGUGGCAGACCGACUUGCCUCCCACCUACCUACGUACAGGUAGCGAUUGAUUAGACGGCGAGUUAGGUAGGGAGGCUUGUGACCUCUCCUGUAGAAUGGUCUCUGCUUCCAUGUACAUAUCUUUUUGCACAGUGCAUUGCGAGUUAUGAGCAGGAUAUCCUUUGCUUCUCGUCCGUUGGAUCAGCCAAUUUUUUCCUUGUGCGACCACCGCCUAGCCACUCAAAAAGCGUCGUAUUCUUGGGGACUUCUGGGGGGGCUGGCUCUGAAAUAGUUGACUCCGUUAAAAAAAUAAGCAGGUCGAGCGGAUCACCGGAUCGGGUGCUUUUCGUUGUUGCCAUUCCCAGUGACGAGGUUGUUAAAUUCUAGCACGAUCCGGAGUCGGGCCGGGCGACCACCCCGAUCUGAGCGAAGUUCCCGGGAUAACCACUCUGGCCGAUCCAGAUCCAGCGCGACGCCCCGGGCGGAGAUCGCUAGUGCCCCAGAGAGAGGGACGCGGAGAGAGAGAGACGAAGAGAGAGAAGGACGCAGAGAGAGAAAGAGAGAGAACGCGCGCCAGGGACAGGUCCCAUCCGACCUCGACCGGAGACGAGUCAUGUGUGUCGCGACGGCGGCGUCCUCGUCAAUCCCCGCCCGCUAAACGACGUCGUGGUUGGCUCUACCUAUGCGUGUCGAGACACGAUGGACGGAUCCUUGGCCAUGUUGGAUGACCAGUUCGAUCCCCCGGCCAGGAUAUUCGAACGCCUCCGGCAGAUAGGCAACUUUGCUUGGGACGAAUCCAGGAGGCCAUUUCAUUCUAGCUACGAUACCUGGUACAUCUACGGCACCAAAUUCGUCUCUCCCUACUCGACCGUUACGACGACAAACUCCCUUCAGGCCCUAGGCAAUCCGCCCGCGAUCGCUAAAUUAGGCCCGAGCCGCACGUUGUCUGGCGACGUCUACGCCGCAUUCUUACCCCACAGCGACGCCAGCAGCGAACGUUCUUCCACUUCGCCGCCCGCUCUCUCGACGCUCGCCGCCGACUUUUCCAACGUAGAAGCGCUCCCGAUAAUCGCACGCGUGUCCUACCAUGUCCUUCGCGAGGAGAGGACAUUCCACAUUGCCAAGAACCUGAUCGCUACCGCCGACCCCGACGGCGUGCACAAUGUAAAGCCGAUCGAUCUCAUCCGCCUCACCCCCCAGCCGGGCGAUCGUGCGGCCAUCAUCGUGGCUAUCUACGAAAACGCAGGCAAGAAUUACCUCUUCAAGGCCCUAGAUCUCGGGCCCGCCUUCUACUAUGCGAAGAAAGUCGACGAUCGAUUCGAGGCUUAUCGCAAGGAAGACUUCUCUCUCGAUCCCCCCAUCAGCCUAAAGGAUUUCCUCGAUUUUGCUAUCGGCGCUGCUCAGUGCCUAGAGCUGCUACACCAUGGCUACGGCAUGGUCCACGGAGAGAUCAGAGCCGACGCGUUCCACUUCAACGUCGAGACCAAUAAGGUGAAGCUGAUAUCUUUUGGCUCUGGGGUGAGGUCGUUCGAACAUGGACUCACUAGCACAGGAUGGUCGACUCUUUCCAAGGAGCUCGGCGCCAAAAACAAACUAGUCUACAUCAGCCCCGAGCAAACCGGCCGCAUGCCCGCGGAGCCUGACACGAGGACGGAUAUCUAUUCUCUGGGCGUGUUGUUCUGGAUGCUUCUGACCCAACAGCCUGUUUUCACGGGAGCUACGCCGUUGGACAUCGUGCAGUGCGUGCUGAGUCGCCGCAUCCCCCUGGUGUCGAGUAUCCGGACGGACGUGCCCGACGUUCUCGGCCGGAUCAUACAAAAAUGCACCUCUAAAACCAUCUCGGAUCGAUACCACUCGGCGAGUGGCCUACGCCACGACUUGCAGAUGGUACAGAAAUUCCUAGGGAAUGGCGACUGGAAGGCCUUGAAGGAGUGGCGCAUCGCCUCGAACGACAUCUCGUCGUUCUUUAUGCUGCCAACAACUAUGGUGGGGCGCCAGAAAGAGCUUGACAAUCUCGUGAAAGUCAUCGAGAAAGUUGCAAAGAGCCAUUCCCUUGGCAGCUUCGGGGCUACCAACCGGUUUUCGGAUUGUUCAGCUCCGUCAAAUGAUCCCGCCGACACCGCCGACGUCUCUAGUGAAGGCGCGAGUUCUGCUGAAGGAGGGGCUCGACGAAGCGGCUCCUUCACUCGAACCAACACGUCAGAUCCUAAACCAUCGAGAAGUGUCGCCCAGUCCCCGGCGAACGGGGUAGACGUCCAGACUACAUCCGGUGAUACCGUCUCUUCGAGCCAAUCCGGUCCUAAAUUGCAACGGCCGUGGGACAGGCAUCAAUCCGUCUCUCUAGAAUCAAAGAACGCUCUGGAUUCCGUCGGCGAGCGCCAGUCUUCGCGACAUAGCACCACAGAUACCACUAGUCUUUCGAGGCAACUGGGGUCGGCGAAGUUUCGAAGGCGGGGACACUGCGAGGUCAUAACUAUUAAGGGUGCUGGGGGUCUAGGGAAAAGCUUUCUAGUUCAGCAGGUGUUGGCCGAUGCCAGGAGAAGGGGUUACUGCGCGACGUCUAAAUUCGACACGGCCCGGAGGACCGCGUUCGGGCCUCUACUUAAGCUCGUCUCGUCGCUAUUCAAGCAAGUAUGGGGAGAGAGAAACACAGAGACUCCCCUACAUCGCGCUUUGAAGGACUACGUUCGGCCGAUGUGGCCGGUGCUUCACAAUCUUCUCGGGCUCCCGGAGUUCCUCCUCGGUCCACAAGAACCGGGGGCGGUCCGAGCCCCUUCUCUGGCGCACAACCUCACGAACGGUCGAAUGAAUCGGGGGAGUAUGACUAGACGCAAUUCAUCUCCCAUGAGCUCUCCGGGAAGGUCACAUCUUCAGACCCAGAGCCCACGCGUAUCGUCACAAAGCUCUCAAGACUUCUUACGGGGUGGUGCAUCUACGAAGACGAUCCGCCUCAUGAACACUUUUCUAGAUCUACUGAGGAUAUUUACGACUCACCAUUUCGUCUGUCUGUGCCUCGACGACCUCCAGUUCGCCGACGACGAAUCCCUCGAGCUGAUCACCCAAGUGAUUUCAGCCAGGCUUAGGAUGGUUCUUAUAAUAACCUACCGGCCCGAAGAGCUGUCGCCAGAAAAGGUGCAAAAGAUAUUGCAACCGGCGGAGACUGAGGGACACCCCAAGUCUGGCGGCCCUAACAUUACCAGGAUUACCUUGGCGCCUCUGACCGAAUCUGAGAUUUUACAAUACGUGGCAUCGACGUUAUGUCGGCCUCAAGAGGACGUCGCCUCUCUCGCUCUCGUUAUCCAAUCGAAGACCGCUGGUAACCCUUUCUACAUGAGGGAGAUGCUGAAUGCCUGUUACCGCAGAAGGUGUAUCUGGUACGGUUAUAGGGAGAAUAAGUGGUUAUUCAACCUAGACAGGCUCUUCGAGCAAUUCAAGGGCGAGGAUAAUUACGAUGUCUUGAAUACGGAUUUCAUCACUCGUAGACUGAGCGAGCUCCCCCCGGCUGCGCGGUCGAUUUUGGCAUGGGCUGCCCUCUUGGGCAAUACUUUCUCAUUCGGCCUCGUAUGUCAGCUUCUGGCUGGCGUGUUUGAUAUCGUCGAUGGCGGCAGCGACGAGCCGAAUGCCAGUCUCUAUCGCACCGUAUAUUCGAAACCAGAAGCAAUAGCAGGCCUGCAAGCGGCAGUUAACGCCUGCAUCAUUGUACAAGGGGAGACCGACGACAGAUUCCGGUUCGCCCAUGACAGAUACGUCCACGCCGCAGCGUCCUUGAAAGAAUGCAACACUUCUCAAAUGCACUUCGCCAUUGCGGAGACCCUGCUGAAAAAUCACGGAUCCGAGAGUAAAGUGCGAGAUAACACCGCCUCGCACAUUGCCGAAGCGGUCGAGAUCAUUAAGUGCCGCGUCGAUCUUCGCCAGCCGUACCGGAAGCACUUGAUGGAAUGCGCGGCGCUGGCUGUGGAGAACGGUGCGCGGCCGACGGCAGCUAAAUAUUACCACAGUGCCAUAAUGCUCCUGCAGCCGGACCCGUGGACAGAAGGCGUGGAAGACGUCGACUACGACGAGACCCUCCAGUUGCACCUGCGGGCGGCACAGUGCUAUAUCUACAUGGGGAACAACAUCGCUGCCAACAACCUCGCCAAUACGGUGCUCCGAAGCGCGAAAUCCCCCGAGGACAAGGCCCCUGCUUGGCUCCUCCAGGCGAGAGUCCAGGCCCAGAAUGGGGAUGCGGAAUCGGCGCUCGCUACCUUGAAAGAAUGCCUUUGCCAGCUGAAGGUCGAGUUCGACACCCAGCCGACCUUUGAGAAGUGCGACGCCGCAUUUACGGAGGUGGCCGCCAGUAUCAAAAGCAUGGACCGGGCACAGAUAUCAACUCCGCUCGGGCCCAACGACCCUCGCGAGGUGAUCGUCGGUGCCAUCCUCGUAGACGCCAUCAGUGCUGCUUGGUGGAGCGACACACUGGAAUUCUACAACCUAGCGCUCACACAUGUCAAGCUUCGUCUAAGGCGCGGCCGCUUCCCCGAUGCUAGCACUGCUUUCCUCCACAUCGCCUUCAUCGCGUUGUCUCGGUUCAACAUGGUUGAAUUCGCCGCAGAGUUAGGCAGCCAAGCUCUGGAGCUCCUAGAACGGACUCGGGAUCCCUACUCCGUCACACGCGGCUAUAUGAUUUACGCUAACUUCAUUAGCCACGUCCAGGUUCCGAUCAGCGUUGCCGUCAAUCACUCGGAGAGGUCGAUUGAGUCCGCAGCCAAUGCUAGUGAUCGUAUAUCUGUCAUCCUUAGUUACGGCCUCUCGUGCCAAAUCAGGUUUUUCGCGAGUGAAAACGUCGUCUACCUGGAGUCGAUUUGCCAAUAUUGCUGCGAGGAGAUACCAGGUUGGCAUCAGGACACUAGAGGCGGUGCUUUUCUGAUAGCGGUAAGGCAGAUAUGUCGGGCGCUCCAGGGGAAAACGAAUACCACCAACGCGGAGGCGGUGAUGACUGACGAGCAACACAACUCGAAUGUUUACAAGACGUGGCUCAACAUCCAGACACGAAAUGGCGGGCGGUCCGUCUUGAUCUACGAGACGAUGGAGAUCAUCGCGUUAUUUUUAUACGGCCACUACGAGAAGGCCUGUGAGAUAGGACGUAGAUGUCUCCCGAAGUUGGAUCUGAUCUGGUCCUCUCGUAACACCCGAGUCGUCUUGGUAUUCCACGGCCUUGCCCUCGCCGGCCUCGUGCUGAGGAGGCUGAACGACCCGCGCACCGUCCCCGCCGACCUGAAGAACGAAGUUCAGGAUACCAUCAUACAACUCGAGGGUCUCAACAAGAAGAUAAAAGACUGGCAGGUGGUAUCGGAUGCUAACUAUCUCCCUUGGUCGAAGUGGCUCGAUGCACAGAUCGCGGAGCUUCGUGAAGACCAUGGCCCGGCUAUCCGGCACUACGAAGCCGCGAUGGAUCACGCCUCGGAGUAUAGUCUCCUUUUCGAGGAGGCCCUCGGGAACUUCUUGAUGGCCGGCUUCUUCGUCAGGCAGUCCGCGAGGAGAUCAGCGACGGCAGUGCUGAGGGAGUCGGUCGCUCUCUGGCGGCAACUAGGGGCAAGCGGCAUAGCGCAGCAUAUCGAAGAGGAUCAUGCGUUCCUUCUUCAGAGCCCCACUCGCCAUUCGAGAACCGCCGAAGUGGGCGUCCAGACCGAUUUUGCCGGAGACUCGGCUUCCGUCACCUACGCGGCAGACAGCGAAGAGGUCCCCCAGUCGGUGCAGCCGGUGAACGUGGAGACAAAAGAAACCAGAAUGGCUGCCUGGCGCGGCUCGACGCAACCAGAGGCGGGCGCUGGCUUACCCCCUCUCGACAUGAUCGACCUACACGCCAUCCUGGUCUCGUCUCAGAUCAUCUCAUCUGUCUUGCAAGUCGACGUCCUGCUCAAGACGAUGUGCGACGUUAUUCUCCAGACUUGUGGCGGAUCCGCGACCCAAGCUGCCAUUAUCGUCCAGGACGAAGACGACUUGGAGGACAGCUGGUGUAUCGCGGCUAGUGGCGACUCUGAAAAGGGCGCCACCGCCCACAUCCCCGGGCAGCCGCUCGUAGGAACGUCGCUAGUCGCCGAAAACGUCGUCCUAUACUGCGCUCGAUUUCGCGAGUUCGUCUUCAUCUCUGACCUCAUUAGCGACGAGAGAUUCGGUAACGUCAGCGAGUCCUGGCUGCAGAAAAACCCGCAGAGCAAAGCGCUCAUCGCGAUUCCCAUCUGCCACGGGUCGAAGCCACUUCUCGGGGUCCUAUACCUAGAGGGUGAGCCCGGCUCCUUCACAGACAGAAACAUCACCAUCCUACAGUUGCUCGUCAACCAGAUCGGCAUCAGCUACUCCAACGCCCUCGCGAUGAAGGCGGUAGAAAAGGUGUCUUCCGAGAACGAAGCCAUGGUGCGGAUACAGAAGCAAGCGGUUUCCCAGGCCCGGGAAGCCGAGGCCAAGGCAAAACAUGCUGAGGCUGAAGCUAAGCGCAACGUUAAAAUCGCCGAAGAAGCAGCUAAGGCUAAAGGAAUAUUCCUCGCGAACGUAUCUCACGAACUGCGCACCCCCCUCAACGGCGUGAUCGGCAAUUCGGAACUCUUGAGAGACAGCGACCUCAGCAAAGAGCAGCUCGAGAUGGCGGAUUCGAUCCGCGUGUCGGCGGAUCUGCUGCUCACGGUCAUCAACGAUAUUCUCGACUUCUCGAAGAUGGAAGCCGACAAGAUGAAACUGUACAUCACCGCGUUCAACCCCGAAGAGAUGGUGCGGGAGGUUGUGAGAGCCGUCUCGUACAGCAACAAUCGAGAAAGGCCAUCCAAGAAGAACGUCAAGAUCAUCCAGGACAUAAACCUGCCGCCGAUGCUCAUAUACGGAGACCCGAUCCGCUUGCAUCAAGUGCUCGGUAAUCUGAUCAGCAAUAGCUUGAAGUUCACCGAAGACGGUUCCAUCACGAUUGGUGCCAGGGUUGACUCUAACACAUCCGACAGGGCGAAGCUCACGUUCUGGGUCGAGGACACCGGCAUCGGUAUCCCACCUAAACAGCUUGCCAAGCUAUUCAAGCCGUUCAGCCAGGCGGACGCCAGCACCGCGCGGAAGUAUGGCGGGAGCGGGCUCGGCCUCAGCAUCUGCAAGUCGCUUAUCGAGACCAUGAUGAAGGGCCGGAUCAAAUUGGAAAGCCAGGAGAAUAGGGGCACGAGAGCUUCGUUCACGGUCACAUUCGACAAGGCAAGGCCUGAGGUGUCGGCAGGAGAAGCCCAACCUAUACCCGCGACUCAGGUCGUCGGUGGGAGACGCGACUUUCUCCAACCCGCUCCCAGCCAAUCCCCGACGAGCUCACUCGUAGAUCUGGCGCGGAUACCUAAAGACCAAAUUCGUAUUUGCAUAGCGGAAGAUAACCACAUCAACCAGAAAAUAGCCAUCAAAUUCGUCCACAAGCUUGGGUACACCAAGGUCGACGCCUACGAAAACGGACUGAAGGCCGUAGAAGGGCUACGGCAGAAGGCCAAGGAAGGGAUCCCCUACCAUGUCGUCUUGAUGGAUGUUCAAAUGCCCGUCCUAGAUGGCUACGAAGCCACAAAGCUCCUCCGGAAGGACCCAGUCGAAGAGGUCAGGAAGGUCUUAGUCAUCGCCAUGACAGCCUCUGCAAUUCAAGGCGACCGAGAAAAGUGCUUGGCGUCGGGUAUGAAUGACUAUCUCGCCAAACCAGUUAAAGCGGACUUGCUCAAGAGGAAGUUGGACACCUACACCACGGGAACCGUUCAACCCCCAACUCCACCUGCGAGGAACCUGUCGGACCCCAUCCUCGCCCAACGAGCGCAUCUUGCAUCGUCAAAUAGCGGUAUUACGCCGACGGCCAACCCGUCCAUAGCGAGCACCAAUGGACAGGUGAACGGAUCACCGCCUCUUAUCAUACCGGCGAGACAGAGUAUCAGGCCGUCAGAAGUUUCUGAGGGUAUGUCGAGCGAGAUAACCCCACCAGCGGAAGGUCGCGCCGCCGCACCGCCAGAUCCCGCGUCCUCGCCGCAAUCAGCAGAACACCCAGAGCAUAAGUCAACCAGAAGCGGUAGCAAUAGCGAAAUCGAAUUGACGCCCGUCAGCGACGGAAGUCUGAGCCCCUAACAGGGUCUUUUUUUUUCCUAUUUUGGCACCGAAAGAUGAUCUAGGCGGACUAGUGUACCGGGGACUCGGAGCAUCCAGGAGAAAGGCGGGGAAGGGAAGGGAAGGGAAGGGCAGGGACUGGGUUGCGUGUUUAGAUAAGUCCCCCCUCCCUUUCUUUACAGGAAAUGACAAGGAGAUGAAUUUGGCCAGGUGAAGGGGUUGAGGGAAAGGGGGAGACGGGGGGGGGGGGGGGGG
Messenger RNA from Durotheca rogersii, 8382 nucleotides. RefSeq names its product putative histidine kinase HHK1p. Gene Ontology annotation, biological process: phosphorelay signal transduction system; protein autophosphorylation. Lineage: Eukaryota; Fungi; Ascomycota; Sordariomycetes; Xylariales; Xylariaceae. Gene Ontology annotation, molecular function: ATP binding; protein binding; histidine phosphotransfer kinase activity. The coding region runs from base 748 to 8148 and encodes 2466 amino acids. The record is from RefSeq and is a predicted model, not a curated record. The transcript is spliced from 4 exons.